GUAUCAUUUUAUGGUGAUAGCUUUGUGGAGUUGAACAUGGCAGAAGUAUCCUCUCAGACAUCCUUACAGCUGUGGUUUCGAACAAGCAAGCCACAUGGAUUGCUUUUUCUUGCAGCUGGAAAGAAGGAUUAUUGUUUAAUGGAGCUACGCUCAGGAAAUUUACAGUUGAGAAUUAACUUUGGCAUGGGGGAACAAGUACUGCAUUCUCGGCAAAGAUCUCAGCUGAAUGAUUUAGCUUGGCACCUCGUUGAACUACAUCAUGAACAUGAUAAUGUCACAUUGGUAGUUGAUAAAAAUGAUAGAACUAAUGCAAAAAUGCCUGGAAUUCUCUAUGAACUAAAUAUUGAUUAUGGAUUCUACGUAGGUGGUACUAGCAAACUUGACGUUCCUUACCUUGUUGGAGCAUUGCCCAGUUUCCGAGGAUGCAUUGAUCAUGUGUCAUUCAAUCAGCUAGACAUUCUGAUGCCUCUGAGACCUUCUCCUGGCUUUAAAAAUGUCCAUGAAGUUUCGGUGGGAUGCAGUGAUGAAUUCUUUGCAGGUGAAGAUGAGUCCAUUAGUUUCUUCAGUUCCAGAUCCUAUAUUUCUUUCCCGUCAUGGAAUGUUGAUGAUGAGGGAAUUUUGGAGUAUACAUUGCAAACCUCAGCUUCACGUGGCUUGCUGCUUUACCAUCCUGGGCAAGCAGGAGAUUUCAUUGCAAUGGAAAUGGAAGAUGGAUUAGUUAAAGCCUAUGUUGGAAAACAUAAAAGUAGAACCCAACUUUCCUCUCGUAGGUCUGUCAAUGACAGUCAUUGGCACUACAUUGAACUGAAAUUUACUGCAGAAUAUUUGCAGCUAACACUGGAUGAAGAAACAAUUAAAAAAUCAUUGCCUCCCCACAGCGAGCUACCACUUCUGAAGGGGUCUCUCUUUGUAGGUGGUGUAGAUGACAGCACACGAUCAGAAGUGAUUAAGUUAGAGCUGACUUCAGUGUCUGGGAAGUAUGCCAGAGGAGGGUCCUUCAAAGGUUGCUUAAGAGAUCUGAAGGCCAAUUCAGAAAAGAAAUCGCUGAAGGAUGUUCUGGUAACAAAGGACAUUUCAGCUGGAUGUGAAACAGACAGUGCUUUUAAUAAAAAUCUUUCUUUAGAGAUGGCUGUCAAGAGCCCUACUGUGAAAGCAGCCCCAACAUUUGCCAUUUCCUCUGAAAGCUCUAUCUCUCUGGGCAAGGAAGAUAAAAGCCACUUUUUAGUUCUAAGUAAGUUGAUUGUGCUAGAGGGUGGACAAGCUUCUCUCGAAUCUCAACAUAUUCAAGUCAACUUAGACUUUCAGAAAUUAGGGAUUCAUCAAUCACAAAUUCUUUUUGAAAUAAAGGAACCACCCUCUCAUGGAGACUUGAAAAUAGAAGUUGAACCAGUGCAGAAGGUAAAUACGUUUACUCUGCAGGAUGUGUGGCAAGGGAAGAUUCGUUAUGUCCAUGAUGGCUCUGAGGACACUUACGAUUAUUUUAAUUUCUCCAUUUCUACCAGUAGCAAAAAGAUUGUGCCUCUAUAUUUGCAGGGAAAUGAGCAGCAUGUGUUUAGCGUUACUGUCACUCCAGUAAAUGAUGCACCUGAAAUCACACUUCCUGAGGGAAACUUGCUUCUUAUCUUAGAGAACUCAAAGAAACGUUUGACUAGUGAUCUAAUAAAAGUUCUAGAUAAGGAUACAGAUCCUGUGGAUCUCAGUCUUUCAGUGCUUGGAAAUCUGAAUGCAGAUGCAGGAUUUUUAGAAAAUUCAAAGCAUCCUGGAAAAGCUAUUACUACUUUUUCUAACGAGGACUUAAGAGAAGGCACUAUUUUCUUUGUCCACACAGGCAUCAAGAACUCAAGAAUUGUUCUGAGGGCGAGUGAUGGUGAGAAAGUGAGCAAUACUGUUGUGUUACGUGUCAUGGCAGUUCCUUUGGAGUACAGAGUUGUCAACAACUCAGGAAUAAAACUACUCCAAGGUGUUACAGCUCUGAUCACACCUAGUCAUCUGGCAGUUGAAACAAAUGCCAACCUCCAGGAGCUAGAGGUACGAUACGAGAUCACAGAGCCACCUCAGUUUGGGGAAGUCCAAAGGCAGCAUUCAAGGAGGGAAUGGAGGCGAGUCAACUCUUUCUCUCAACGCUCUGUUCAGCGCAGCCGUGUGAGAUACUGUAGUACUUUUAAAGAAAUUCAGCGGGAAAAUGUUACUGACCAAUUUAAAUUCAGAGUUAGCGUAGGAAACAGAAUCAGUGAAGAGCACACAUUUCCAAUCAAAGUGAAAUGGCUAAGGUACAGUUUAUUGAAACAUGCUCCUCUAGAAAUUGAAAAAUCAGAAAAGAAGUACUUGAAUUCCGAUAAUCUUUUUGCAACGAUUGUGGAUCUAGAAAUACCUGAGGAUGAGCUUAAUUUUAAAUUGCUGUCUGUGCCGAAGUAUGGACAAAUGCUACUCAAUGACCAGCCUUUGAAAAAAGAUUCAGUCUUUAGCCAGAAAGAUAUUACUGAUCAAAAAGUGGCAUAUGAAUUAAUCGGCAGAUACCAUGAAGACAAAUGUGAUUCAUUUAGAUUCCUCAUUUCUACAAAGUAUCUGGAGUCAAAUUUAUAUGACUUUGAAGUCUACAUCAAAUCAGAUUUCAGAAACAUUAUUUUGACUAACAAUGGCCUAACUGUUACUGAAGGUGAAGGAAAGUUAAUAACAAGCACAAAAUUGUUUGUGCAAACACCAGAUAAUAAAACUUUCCAAUAUAAACUUACACAGUUUCCUAAGCAUGGGAAAUUAAAACUGAUUAAUUUUUCGGGGUCACUUGAGAGUAAUGACAAUCUUACCACUUUCACUAACAAAGAUAUAACUGAUGAGCGCCUUAUGUACAUGCAUGACGAUUCUGAGACAACAUUUGAUGAAUUUCUUGUCAGAGCUUCCAGUGAAGAGACAGGAAAGUGGGCAAACUUUGAUCCAGAAGUAGAACCUUUUUCAGUAGAAAUUAGAUUCAACAUUUCUGUCCAGCUGAAGAAUGAUGAGAAACCAGUACGUGUAAUUGAUAAGGUAUUUAACAUAGUGAGAAAUGGGCAGCGAUUAUUAACUUUGGCAGAUCUUUGCUAUCAUGAUCCCGAUUCUGAUUUUGAUGAUGGACAGUUGCUAUAUACUAGACGUGGCAUUUCCAAUGGGGACUUGGUGCUAACAAAUGAUACCUUGCACAGACUCUACCAAUUCAAACAAGUGGACCUGGAGCAAAAGCAAGUCCUGUUUAUACACCAUGGUGCAGAUUUUGCACGUUUUGUGCUCUUUGUGACAGAUGGCAAGCACUAUACCUCUUUGCUUCUAGAAGUUAAUGCCACUGAUCCUUAUGUUAGGUUGGCAAAUAAUACAGGCUUGUUGGUUCAGAAAGGAAAAGAGGAAGCUGUUACAACAGAUAACCUAAGUGCUAUUACAAACCAAGACGUCAGAAAUGAUAGUGAGAUUACAUAUGAGAUAGUAUCUUUCCCACAAUAUGGAAGAAUAUAUGUAAAUAAUCUAUUGAUGGACUCCUUUACUCAACUUGAUCUGAUAAAGGGGUGUGUGACCUACAGGCAUGAUGGCAGCAACAACCUUACUGACACAUUUAACUUUACGGUCCGUGCUGGAGAUCUCCAUCUGGAUGCUGAAGUGCAUGUUCGCAUAUAUUUGGAAAGUUAUCAGUGGCCACCAAGGAUUGUGAACAAAAACAAUCUCUUAGUUGAAGAAGGAAAACCAGUUAAAAUCAGUAAAGGGAAACUGCAGGUUGUUCAUGAAAACAGUUCUCCAUCUGAGAUUGUGUUCACAGUAAGACAGCUUCCAGUACACGGAUACAUUCAGAAGUUUUCCUCAGAAGAAAGUUACCUUGAUGCUGACCAAAGGCCAUUUUUGAGCUUCACACAGCAAGAUGUUGACGAGGGCAAAGUUCAGUAUGUGCAGACAGUUUCUGACCAACUAGAUGACUGUUUUUCUCUGGAUGUGACCAACGGUGUCCGAACAGUGAGUGGAAUAGAGAUCUUUGUAGACAUCAUCCCCAGAAUGAUUCACCUGGAAGUACAGAACUUCACAGUAAUUGAAGGGGGCUCAAAAGCCCUGGUGGAAGAUUAUCUAAAAAUUUCUAGUAGAUACUUUGCAGGACUCAGCUGUGAAUUUAUUUUAAUUGAGCAGCCAAAACAUGGGUAUGUUGAAAACUCUCAAGUUCCUGGAAUAAAGUUAACCACAUUUACCAGAAAACAGGUGGAACAAGAACUGAUCUACUAUAUUCACGAUGACAGUGAGGAACUGACGGACAGUUUUACUGUGAUAGUAAAUUACACGGAAUUGUGGAAACAAAGCUUACCCCAAACUAUAUUUGUAACAGUUACUGCAGUAAAUGAUGAAGCUCCUGUUAUAAAAGUUAACAGAAUUCUUUGGGUCUGGGUGGGUUCAGUCACAGAAAUAACUGUUGAUGACCUAUGUACAGAAGACAAGGACUCCUCACCAUCAGAAUUGAUAUAUUCCAUUACUCCACCUAGCAAUGGACAUGUAGCUCUGAAGUCUUCUCCAAACAAGAGCAUCCUUAGUUUUACCCAGGCUCAUAUAAUUGAAGGGCAGCUGGUAUUUGUACACAAUGGUGCUCUGUCCCUCGUCUUCAGUCUUAUAGUGUGUGCUAGCUUCUUUGGCUCCUCCUUCAUCACUGAUGGAUGA
Messenger RNA from Antrostomus carolinensis (chuck-will's-widow), 4656 nucleotides. RefSeq names its product chondroitin sulfate proteoglycan 4. The transcript has 6 exons. The annotation marks the transcript as partial. NCBI's taxonomy places the organism in Eukaryota, Metazoa, Chordata, Aves, Caprimulgiformes, Caprimulgidae. Gene Ontology annotation, biological process: anatomical structure morphogenesis. The record is from RefSeq and is a predicted model, not a curated record.